UAAUUAACCAGACGUAAAGAAUUGGCAAUAAAUUGAUUAACGACGCAAAAAGAUGUCCGCGCUGCGUUUCCUAGUUACGCGACAGGCGCUGGCAGCACUGACAAGGCGUCCGGCCAUAAAUUUGCUGCAGAAACACGCGCAAAUUGCAACUUUGACAAAUGUUGGUGCUGCAAAAACAAAUAUAAUUGCAACAACAACAAAUACAUUAGGGCUGCAGCAGACGCGAGGCCAUAAGAAUUUUGGACAUGGCGAGGAGAAGACACCCCGUGUAACCAAAUACUUUCACUUUAUGGUGUUGGGCAUCUUCAUCAUCAGCGUUCUGGACUGGGGCAAAGUAAAACGCUUGCUAAUUCCCAAAGUGGAUGCCGAUGCGGGUCAGCGUCCGUCCAAUGCGGCCGGCGUCAACGGGGAGGACUCCGAUAGUGACAGCGAUAAUGACGACGAUGAUUCCAAUGCGGAGCUCAAUGUACGCGACGGCAAAAAGCUCAGGGAAAAAGUGGGGUUCCGGGAGCGUAAGAUCAUUGAAUAUGAGAACCGCAUACGCCAGUUUUCAACGCCCGAUAAAGUAUUUCGCUAUUUCGCCACCAUACAAGUACCGGUGGCCGAUGAUCGACAUGAGGUCUACAUGACUCCCACUGAUUUCUUGACUAGCAUGACGCCCGGCAUGAAACAACCAGAUGGUCUGGGCUUGGACCAAUAUCGUCGCUACGAUCCUAAGUCGGUGGGCGAGCAGCUGAACUUGCAACUGCAGAAGAACAGCAUUUUCUACAAGCUUGGCUCCUAUGGACUCAUCACCUUCUCUGACUACAUCUUUCUGCUGACCGUUUUGUCAAUUUCGCGUCGGCACUUCGAGAUCGCCUUCCGCAUGUUCGACCUGAACGGUGAUGGCGACGUCGAUUGCGAGGAAUUUGAAAUGGUAGCAACACUGGUGCGCCAGCAGACGAGCAUGGGAACACGCCAUCGGGAUCACGCCAAUACUGGCAAUACGUUUAAGGGCGUGAACUCGGCAUUGAUCACAUAUUUCUUUGGACCCAAUAUGGAUGAGAAACUGACAAUUGAAAAGUUCCUAGACUUCCAGGAGCAACUGCAAAAGGAGAUUCUGUCUCUAGAGUUCGAGCGCAAGGAACCCAAUGAGGAUGGCAAUAUAACUGAGGCCGAUUUCGCCGAACUGCUGCUGGCCUAUGCCGGCUAUCCCCUCAAGAAGAAGCAAAAGAAGUUGAAGCGCGUGAAGCGCCGUUUCCGCGAUCAUGGCAUCGGCAUUUCCAAACAGGACUAUCUGGACUUCUUCCACUUUCUGAACAACAUAAACGAUGUGGACACCGCUCUGACUUUCUACCACAUUGCCGGCGCGUCCAUCGAUCAGCAGACGUUGCAGCAUGUCGCCAAGACAGUGGCGAUGGUAAACCUCUCGGACCAUGUGGUAGAUGUGGUCUUCACCAUAUUCGAUGAGAACAACGACAAUCAGUUGAGCAACAAGGAAUUUAUAUCGGUUAUGAAGAAUCGUGUGCAGCGCGGCCUGGAAAAGCCCAAGGAUACUGGAUUCCUGAAAAUGAUGCGUUCGGUAUUCAAAUGUGCCAAAGAAACAAAGCCCGUCCUGUUGGAUCUGUAAGCAGAUUUGUGGAAUUCAAAUAUGAUGAAGGGAAGGCUCCUAGCCAUUUCGCCUAUGCUUGCUCCUAUAUUUAUUGUUUAGUUAAUUUUUACUUCGAACGCUUAGCUAAUUUAUUUGUAAACCUAAAAGUCUGUACGUUUUUAUAAUAAUGAUGCUCUUGUAUAUUUCAAUCACAAACUUGUGCUGUUCAAAUGUUCUUUAAAAUAUAUUUAUAAAAUGAUAAACAA
Messenger RNA from Scaptodrosophila lebanonensis, 1836 nucleotides. RefSeq names its product calcium uptake protein 1 homolog, mitochondrial (gene MICU1). NCBI's taxonomy places the organism in Eukaryota, Metazoa, Arthropoda, Insecta, Diptera, Drosophilidae. Gene Ontology annotation, cellular component: uniplex complex. Bases 53 to 1609 code for a protein of 518 amino acids. The transcript is spliced from 8 exons. Gene Ontology annotation, biological process: calcium import into the mitochondrion; mitochondrial calcium ion homeostasis. The record is from RefSeq and is a predicted model, not a curated record. Gene Ontology annotation, molecular function: calcium ion binding.